Corythoichthys intestinalis (scribbled pipefish) is the source of this 3574-nucleotide messenger RNA. RefSeq names its product NACHT, LRR and PYD domains-containing protein 12-like. The record is from RefSeq and is a predicted model, not a curated record. Gene Ontology annotation, molecular function: protein binding. The annotation marks the transcript as partial. Gene Ontology annotation, biological process: intracellular signal transduction. The transcript is spliced from 13 exons. NCBI's taxonomy places the organism in Eukaryota, Metazoa, Chordata, Actinopteri, Syngnathiformes, Syngnathidae.
AUGGAUGCAGAAAUGUCUAAAAUUAAAUCUAAAGAUACAAAACCCAACAUGGCCGCCAUAUGGACAAUGGCUCUGGACAGCAGACGGAAGGAGCUGCUGUUGAAAACGCUGAUGGAGCUGGGGGAGGACGAAUUCGAGUGCUUCAAGUUCUACACCGACCUGCCUAAAAGCGUGCGUGAAAACACCCGCCGUGUGUACAUUGCUGAACAGCUGGUAAUGAAGCACAGCGAGAACACUCUGGAUGAGACGGUCAAGAUUCUGGAGAAGAUCGGUAACAACAAUUUGGCCGAGAAGCUGCGCAGCGACCUGGUGGAAAUAAAAGGUGCCGUCUUCUCCGUCCAUGAUGAUAAUCAGAUUAACCGAUUGAAGGGGGAGCUGCAAGAAAACUUGAAGAGUUUAUACAGCUUUGCAUCCGAGGGCACCACAGAGCGCUGGAAGCAGCAGCCUCUGACGGACGUCUACACGGAGCUAGACGUCACCUACGGGGCCGACGUCGUCCCCGACGAGCGACACGAGGUCCUUCAGAUGGAGACGAGGGCUACUGCGGCCAAAGAGUCUAUCCUGCCGUGUGACAUCUUCAAAAACCAUGACGGGAAGCCUCGCCCGAUAAGAACUCUGCUCACCGUCGGCUUCGCUGGAAUGGGAAAAACGUUCUUGAUUCAAAAGUUUGUGUGGGACUGGGCCAGCGGUAGUACCAACCAGGACGUGAACUUCAUAUUUCCCUUCACCUUCCGCGAUUUGAACAUGGACAGAGGGGAGAGCUUUACGCUGGCCGAGCUGAUCCAACGUUACACGUCUAGGAAGCGGGAUUUCGAAAGCAGCAGGAUCAAGAUCUUGUUUGUCCUCGACGGACUGGACGAGUGCAACUUCAAAAUUGACUUGAAGAAUGGGAGGAAAGUGGACAUGGACGUGAAGGAAAAAUACCCACUGGAUGUACUGCUGGCGUAUCUCAUCAAAGGGAACCUGCUUCCUUGCGCCAGGGUUUGGAUCAGCACGCGGCCCACGACAGCCAGGGAUAUUCCCUCCAACCUCAUCGACAGCAGAACUGAGGUGAGAGGAUUCAGUGAUUCCCAGAGGCUGGAGUACUUCAGAAAUAGGUUCCCAAAUGAGGAGCGCGUCAUUGAGCACAUUCGGAAAUCUCACACCAUCUUCAUCAUGUGCCACAUUCCCAUCUUUUGCUGGCUCACCGCCACAGUCCUUCAGGAUCAUUUGGACAAAGGGAAGGAUGGAGACCUUCCCACAACGUUGACCGACAUGUACUCAGAGUUUGCGGCUCACCACUUGGAAAAUUCCAAGAAGAGAAAUACAACGGAGCACAUCCUCUACGUGAAAGUGUUAGCAAAACUGGCUUUUCACCACACCAUGAAUAACUGUCAGAUCUUCUACGAAAAGGACCUGACGGACAGCAGCUUUGAUUACGGCCAAGCAGCAAAACACUGCGGUUUAUUCACAGAGGUGUUUAAGGAGGUCCGUCCGCUCAGAAGAAACCAACAGGGCAAGAUGUUUCAGUUCGUUCACCUGACCAUCCAGGAGUAUCUGGCCGCACUGUACGUAAUGAUGAGCCUCUUCCACGACGGCAAGAACGUACUGGAUGAUUCAGGAUGGUCACUGAAAAAAUUGGCCCGUCUUUUUAAGCAGAACACAAUCACAGAGGUCCACCAGUCAGCUCUGCAGAAAGCCUCGGAGAGUAAAGGACACCUGGAUAUGUUCCUCCGCUUCCUCUUUGGCCUUUCCUUGCCGUGCAACCAGAAACUAGUGAGUGAACUGCUGAAGGCUCCUCAGGGCUGCGGGCAAAGCAAGUCAAAGACAGUCGAGUUGAUCAAGGAAAGGAUCAAACAGAACACUCCAGAGAAUAAUGUCAACUUGUUCUACUGCCUAAACGAGCUGAAGGACGACUCCUUGCUGCAGCAGAUCCAGUGGGAUCUUCUUUUUAAACGUUUCUCCUCGGAGGAGCAGGAACUAGUUCCUGGCAUGUCCUGGCAUCAAAUGUCAAAUGACAUGUGGUCGGCCCUGGUCUUCUUCUUACUUACAGACGACAACACCAUGAAGUCCUUUCAUCUUGGCAGUUACUCCCCAUCGGCGUUGGGGCUCGAGAAGCUGCUGUUGGUGGUCAAGGCUUCUCAAGAAUCAGAUCUAAGGUUUUGUAACCUGGACAAAGGCAGCUGUCAUCUGCUGGCUUCCGUUCUCAGUUCCCCAUCCAACCUGAGGUAUCUGGACCUGAGCUUCAACCAGGAUGUGUCGGACGACGGGGUCGAAAUCCUCUCAAAAGGACUGGCCAGCCCACACUGCAACUUAGAAGUCCUCACGCUGAUAAAAUGCUUGAUCACAAAGCGAGGAUGUGUUUCAUUGGCUGAGGCUCUCAAGGUAAACCCCUCCCAUCUUCAAAAGCUGUACCUGUGUGUCAACAAUCUGUCAGAUGAGGGGGUUGAGAUGCUCUCGAAAGGACUGGCCAGCCCACACUGCAUCUUAAAAGUCCUCAACCUGUCCCACUGUGGGAUCACCAGUAAAGGAUGUGUUUCAUUGGCCGAGGCUCUCAAGUUAAACCCCUCCCAUCUUCAAGAGCUGCUCCUUAGCUGGAACAAUCUGUCAGAUGAAGGGGUUGAGAUCCUUUCGGAAGGACUGGCCAGCCCACACUGCAUCUUAAAAGUCCUCAGGCUGUCCUACUGUGAGAUCACCAGUAAGGGAUGUGUUUCAUUGGCUGAGGCUCUCAAGUUAAACCCCUCCCAUCUUCAAGAGCUGCACCUGGGCCGGAACAAUCUGUCAGAUGAAGGGGUUGAGAUCCUCUCGGAAGGUCUGGCCAGCUCACAUAGCAUCUUAAAAGUCCUAAACCUGUCAGAGUGCAAGAUCACAAAGCGAGGAUGCGUUUCAUUGGCUGAAGUUCUCAAGUUAAACCCCUCCCAUCUUCAAGAACUGGACCUGGACAGCAACAAUCUGUCGGACGAGGGGCUUGAGAUCCUCUCGAAAGGACUGGCCAGCCCACACUGCAUCUUAAAAAUCCUCAAGCUGUCAGAGUGCGAGAUCACCAGUAAAGGAUGUGUUUCAUUGGCCGAGGCUCUCAAGUUAAACCCCUCCCAUCUUCAAGAGUUGAAUCUCUGGGACAAUCGAAUAGAGGAAAAAGAAAAGAGGGUCUUAUUGGACAUCAAGGAGGAUCCCAGCUAUAGCCUGAAGAUUGUCAGAUUUAAAUGGGAUUAAGAACAACGUUUGGUCCUUGGCGUCAAGAAGGGCGAGUCAUUCCAAAUGUCGAUUAUCAGAAGACGUUGAGUCCAUUUGGUCUACUUCAGAUUUAGUUCGGUCUCACUUACUCUCCGACCAUUGCAAGAGGACCGGGUGUCGGUGCGACCUCACUCACAGAAUUCGAGGAGGUCGUCGUCGGGUUCUUUGCAGCGACAUGGACGUGGAGUUCAAGGGGAAGGUCUACGGCAUUCCCACCAAACUGCUGGCAGUUGUUUUCAUUCAUUUGUACUGGGAGGGGCUGUCCAAAAGGAUUGGACUCUGAGCACCGUCAAUGAGGUCAACUUAUGUUUCUCACAAAUUUAAAAGAAAAUGUCUUACGUUGACUUGAAAUUGUUUUGCU